Molecule: messenger RNA, 18435 nt
Organism: Numida meleagris (helmeted guineafowl)
Lineage: Eukaryota; Metazoa; Chordata; Aves; Galliformes; Numididae
Gene: TSHZ2
Product: teashirt zinc finger homeobox 2
Exons: 3
Coding region: 50-3181 (1043 amino acids)
Biological process (GO): regulation of transcription by RNA polymerase II
Cellular component (GO): nucleus
Molecular function (GO): DNA-binding transcription factor activity, RNA polymerase II-specific; DNA binding
Source: RefSeq, a predicted model, not a curated record
CUGGGGGAGAACUGGUGGGAAGAGAACAGGUCACUCAACUAUUUAUUAUAUGGACAUCAGCACGACGCCAGAAUGUAUGCUACAUAUUACAGACACUGCAUUUAAAGCAUGUUACGUCCAAGAGGAAGAUAUAAAGGAAGAGGAAGAUAUAAAGGAGGAGGAAGAAGAUGAUGAUGACAAUUCAACUGCUCAGCUCCAGGGCAGCAAUGACACUGGAACGGAUGAGGAACACGAUGUGGGUCCUGAGCAGAAAGGGAACUUUAGUUACCAGAAUUCCCCUGUCAGUCAUAUAUCUAACCAGGAUGCAGAAAAUGAAUCACUGCUGAGUGAUGGUAGUGACCACGUGACAGAUAUUAAAAGCAUUUGCUCUAGAGAGCCGCAGGAUCCAAAAACCAGCACCCAUCCCAAAGCCCAGAAUGAAGCACACAACUGCAUGGAUAAAAUGACAGCGGUCUAUGCCAACAUACUGUCAGACUCUUACUGGACAGGCUUGGGGCUGGGUUUCAAGUUGUCCAACUCUGAAAAGAGGAGCUGUGACAACAGAAAUGGAGGGAACAAAGCUGAUUUUGAUUGGCAUCAAGAUGCACUGUCAAAAAGCUUACAACAGAAUUUACCUUCCAGACCUGUCUCAAAACCCAACCUGUUCAGCUCCGUCCAGCUCUACCGGCAGAGCAGCAAAAUGUGUGGAACUGUGUUCACCGGCGCCAGCAGGUUUCGGUGCCGGCAGUGCAGCGCGGCCUAUGACACGCUGGUCGAACUAACGGUUCAUAUGAAUGAAACAGGUCACUACCAAGAUGACAACCACAAAAAGGACAAGCACAGACCUACCAGCUACUCAAAGCCCCGAAAAAGGGCUUUCCAGGACAUGGACAAGGAAGAUGCACAAAAAGUUUUGAAGUGUAUGUUCUGUGGUGAUUCCUUUGAUUCCCUUCAAGAUUUGAGCGUUCAUAUGAUAAAAACAAAACAUUACCAAAAAGUGCCUUUGAAGGAGCCGGUACCAACCAUUUCUUCAAAAAUGGUCACUCCAGCAAAGAAACGUGUGUUUGAUGUUAACAGGCCUUGUUCCCCCGAUUCCACAACGGGGUCUUUCUCAGAUACUUUUUCCCCACAGAAGAACGGGAACCUGCAAUUAUCAUCCAACAACCGCUACGGCUACCAGAAUGGUGCCAGCUAUACGUGGCAGUUUGAGGCCUGCAAAUCCCAGAUUUUGAAGUGUAUGGAGUGUGGAAGUUCCCAUGACACCUUGCAGCAGCUCACAACCCACAUGAUGGUUACUGGCCACUUCUUGAAAGUCACAAGUUCAGCUUCAAAGAAAGGAAAGCAACUUGUUCUUGAUCCUUUAGCUGUGGAAAAAAUGCAAUCACUCUCUGAAGCACCAGCCAACGACAGCCCAGUUUCAAAGGCAACCAGUAAAUCAUCAUCUGCAGAAUGCAUAGCUCCUGUUUCUGAAAUAAAAAAAGAAAGUAAAAAAGAUAAAGUUGAUGAUGCAAACAAAGAUGAGAAAGCAGUAAAAACUGAAGAGUAUGAGGACACCCUUCAGAAACCACUGGAUCCCACAAUGAAAUACCAGUACCUCAGAGAAGAAGAUUUAGAAGAUGGUUCAAAAGGUGGUGGGGACAUUUUAAAGUCUUUGGAGAACACUGUCACAACAGCCAUCAAUAAAGCUCAAAAUGGAGCGCCUAGCUGGAGUGCAUAUCCCAGCAUCCAUGCAGCUUAUCAGCUCUCAGAAGGAGCUAAGCCAUCUUUGCCUGUGGGUUCCCAAGUACUGCAAAUCAGGCCAACAAUGGCCAACAAGUUGAGGCCCAUAGCUCCAAAGUGGAAAGUCAUGCCUCUAGUCCCUAUCUCAGCAAAUGUGGCUCAGUGCACUCAAGUGAAGAAGGAAACUGAUGACAGGGAGGAGGUACAAAAGGACUAUGCUAAAGAGAGCAUUCAAGCUGAGCCUGCUUCACUCAGUCAGAGUGAGAGAGAACCUCUCCUCAAAUCUGAAGCCUCUGUGGAGCCAAAAAAGACAGAACCAUGUCCCUUGAAAGAAGAAGACAAAAUUAAAGAGGACAGUGGAAAAGAAAAAUCAGUCCUCAAGGAACCAACAGCAGUUUCUCUUAGUAAUGGUUGUGCUGCUGCCAACCAUUCUUCGGAGCUGCCUUGUGUCAACCCUCUCAGUGCCCUGCAGUCGGUACUGAAUAAUCACUUGGGCAAAGCCACCGAGCCCUUACGGCCCCAAUCCAACUCCAGCCCCAGCUCUAGCACAAUUUCCAUGUUCCACAAAUCUAAUCUAAAUAUGAUGGAGAAGCCAGUUUUAUCUCCUACUCCAACCCCACCAAAGCCUGCAAGUGUAACCAGGCACUAUUUGUUUGAAAAUAAUGAUCAGCCUAUUGACCUGACCAAAUCUAAAGGCAAGAAAGCUGAGUCAGCUCAAGCACAAUCUUGUACUUCUCCACCUCAAAAACAUGCUCUGUCUGACAUUGCUGACAUGGUCAAAGUUCUUCCCAAAGCUACUACACCAAAACCUGCUGCAUCUUCAAGGAUCCCGUCUAUGAAGUUGGAAAUAGAUGUCCGACGCUUUGAGGAUGUCUCAACAGAAGUCUCCACUCUGCAUAAAAGGAAGGGCAGGCAGUCAAACUGGAACCCCCAGCAUCUUCUCAUUUUGCAAGCUCAGUUUGCUUCCAGCCUCUUCCAGACAUCUGAAGGUAAAUAUUUAUUAUCAGAUCUAGGCCCACAGGAGCGUAUGCAGAUCUCAAAAUUUACCGGACUGUCAAUGACCACCAUCAGCCACUGGUUGGCAAAUGUCAAGUACCAACUUAGGAAAACUGGAGGAACAAAGUUUUUGAAAAACAUGGACAAAGGGCAUCCAGUCUUUUAUUGCAGCGACUGUGCAUCUCAGUUUCGAACCCCAUCUACUUACAUUAGCCACUUAGAAUCUCAUCUAGGUUUCCAAAUGAAAGACAUGAACAGGCUGGCUGUGGAGCAGCAAACCAAGGUAGAGCAAGAAAUCUCCAGAGUUUCAGUUCAAAGGUCUCCUGAAACAAUAGCUGGAGAAGAGGACACAGACUCUAAGUUCAAAUGUAAGUUGUGCUGUCGGACAUUUGCGAGCAAACAUGCUGUAAAACUUCAUCUAAGCAAAACACACAGCAAGUCACCAGAACACCAUUCACAAUUUGUAGCAGAAGUGGAUGAAGAAUAACUCUUAAGAAUAAUCAUGUGCAGACUCAGAUUUUCUCCAUCAUGUUCGUUACUUGAAUAACAUUUGGAAAAUGAAUUCACCAGACAGUCAAAAUUAAAGAUGUGUUGUGAGUUGUCACUCCCGCCACCUGCUAUUGUGGCUAUUCUCUGGCUAAUUGAGGGUGCAAGCACUCUGAAGAUGAAUACUCGUUUGUGUGAAGAUUUCACAUUUGUUUGCUGCAAAUAUUCAUGAAGCUCUAAGAAACACUUUGUGUACAGAGCCAGCACAAGGACUAUGCGUCACUUACGCUCUGUUUAAAAAGCUACUUUUGAAUAAUUUAAGCCACUAAUCAGAAGGUUGCUUUGGGAUGGGCAAUAGAAGCUAUUGCUAUAGAGUAUAACAUCGGUAUUCAAGUGCAGUAAGAUUGAAGUUUUACAUACAUCUUGUAUGUGCUGUCUGUAUUUGACCGGAUUUAUUCUUCUUGUGUAUUUUAACCAGCAAAAUUCAGUCUAACUCAAAGGGAGUUUAUUCUCUCAGUACUGCUAAAAUCCUUAAAUUCCUUUGUUCGUAUUUUUAACCCAGCAUUAGAACGCAAUACAAAAGGAAAAAACAAAUGUUCCUUGUUAACCUGAAAAUAACGGAUUUUCUGCUUAACCAUUUUAUUACCAUUCAAAAACAAUAUACCUGCCAAAAUAUCAGGAAAUUACAGGAGGUUGGUUGGGAAAAAUAUACCAUAUUUCAUUUCCUUCCUCACCAGUUAAUGAUUAAUAAGACUCUGACAUUCGUCGUUUUCACAUAAGAGAUAUCAGAGCAAACCAAUAAUUUGGGUUCUAUCAAACAAAAGCUAUCUGCCAAAUAUAUUAAUGUAACAGUUAUUUUGGCAUAUUCAUGGCUUAAUACCUGACAAAUGUUUCAGAUUUGGUUUUAAAAGCACCGUAUUAUUAUAAAGAGGCAAACCAAACACCCACCUUCAUAAACAUGUUAUUGUUCCUCGGGAUUUGGGGGACGAGUACAAAGAAAAAAAAUCUGAGGGAAAGAAAGGCUUUCUGCAUUGUAAUAACCUACACAGACACAUCACGAGUGUUAUUCAGGUGGUAUGUGACUACGUAAAUAAGGCACUGUCCUUCCUGCCUUCGGGUACCCAGAAAUCGCUGUCCUUUUAAUACUCAUCCUUUUCUAAUUUAUAUCAAGAUGCAGGUUGUGCCUUACCUUUGAAAAAAAUAUAUUUAAAUUGCAAUGACAGAGUGAUAGCACUGUUAUCUGGAACUAUAAUUUGAGUUGGUAUGCAUGAUAGCACAAAUUGUGUGAAAUGAUGGGGUAUUUUGGAUAGCAUUGUAAAGGUUUUAUGACUGUAAGCCUACCCAACUUCUGGCUGCGUUGGAAGCGUGGAGGCCACAGUUUAUUCGUAUGGUUUCUUCCUGAGAUCUGCAAGGAGACUAAAUCAUAUAACAGGGAUUUUCAGGGUUUACUUAUUCUUACCAUGUUAUUGUUAAGAUUCAGUAUGCAUUUGAAUAAUAACAUAGAGGAGAGCACAGCGUUGAGAAACGGGAAAUAUAAAGCAUACCGAAAUUCUUAAAACGUGCACGUGCACCUGCAUUCACUUGUAGGCAAUACUGUAGUGGCAUAGAAAUAAAAGUAUACGGAAAUAAACGGAAAUAAAACAGUGGAAAGUGUACUCGAAGUACAGAAAUACAUAAACUACUUUUUAUAUUUUAAUGCAAUUUACUGUUAAAGGUGAUAUUUUAAGAUGUCGACUGUCAUUAAAAAUAUAAAUGAAUAAUCUGGGUUAGUACUGUAGAAAAAUGUGUUGUGUAUAUGGAUUUAUUUUUAAGAUCUCUGUGAGGCUGUUUAUAAGAAAUUCACUAUAAAUACUUCUUAAAUGUAAAGACAUACAUAUCUGUUUUAUGUUCCUCUUCAGUGUUUUCUUGAGUUCCUUUAACUGAUACGGGCAUAUAAUAUAAUGUAAAAUUAUGUGUAAUACACAACAAUCAGAUGUCUCUAUUCUUUUCAUUUAACCUACUUCAUAUUUGUUUGUAUUGCUCUUCUUCAAAGAAACCCCAUGAACAUUAGGAAGCAUGGCUUAAUCAGAACUAAUUUGUAUGAUGACUUAUACCUUCAAAGAGGAUUUCUUCUUUUUUUGCAGCUGAAUUAGAAUUUGUAUGUUGUUCCGAGGAAAAAAACCAAAAGGCAAUGCGGGAUUUGAUUUCUUACUGUAACAUCAUGUGGUGGAAUUGACUGUCACUGGUCAGUGACCGAGGCUCUCCCCACUCUUUUCUACAACUUUUUACAGAGAUAAGUCUCUGUAGCGUUAAAUUUACCAGCUUGAUUGAGGAGAUUGCUUUACUGAAGACCCUGAUGAGCAAACAAGCAGCUACCUGAAAUGAACUAAUUGGAAAUAAGGCUGCUGCAAAACAAAAAAAUGAGUCAUAAUGAUAAACAGUUUUUCUCUCUGUUUCCUCCUUUGUCUUUUUUUAACCAUCAAGUUUAAAGCUUCUGCAGUGCUUUUUUUUUCUACUUUAUAGGAGACAACUGACAUUCUGUGGUAAAUGGAAGAAAGAGCAGAGCAGAACUGAAAAUCCUCUAAUGCACUGACACUAACUUGCCCUCUAUUGUUGAAAAUGAGCAGGCAAUCAUGAUUGUUCAUCAAAUGGCUCCUAAUGCAGUUAAAGCAUUCAGCUAUAAUUUCUCCUUGCAUUUAUAAUUACUGUCAUAGACUGCACACCUCAGUGAGCAGAUUAAAGCUAUAAACUAUUUAGCCGUAGCUUUAAGAUGAGGAACUUGAUUUGUCUGGCAGCAGUUAUUUGUUAGAGAGCUUGACACUUCACAUAAAAAUGACUCAACUUGAUGAAGAACAAUGCAGUUUAAGCAAUGCAGUGAUUUUAAAUCAGUCAUUAUACCACGCCCUGUAAGAAUUGCAAAGCAAUUUGUUAAAUGAUAUAUAGGACACGUAGAUAACUGUAUGUGUUAAGUAUACCAAAAUAGAAGAUUUUUUUCUCCUGUGGAUUUUAUUUUCUCCUCCCCUCUGGAGCUGUAGGAGCUGCUCUGAACAUGAUGUUCUGCUAUUAGCCAAUAUUGGUGUUACACAGGCAAGGCCAAUUGCGGGGAUUAGUUGUCCGAAGCCACACGUUAGGAGAGAAGACGAGGCAAGGCAAUAGCGACAGGCUCAGGUGGGCCUCUGUGCUGCAGUCCCUCAGCAGGGGACUGCCUCAAAUCCACCCUAGUGAAGGCCCAGUCCCCCCAAAAGCAGUAGAUUGGGACUUUUCAAAUUCAGCAUUCUGAAAACUUGGAACUUGCCCUGCCUAAUGUGUUUUCAGCCUAGCACUCGCCCUUGUAAAAGCAGCAGUAAGAGUUUGCUCUCAGCUUCUGUGAGAGCAGGGUCAGGGCAGAUCAAGGUGCAUCAGCAUGGAUAUAUCUGUGCAGAUUUACUUGCUUUUUAUGAAUACUACAGGUUGCUAUUAAGAUUGGUGUGACUGAAAUUGUAUUAGCUCAUCCAACCCACCAGGUUACCCCAUAUUGUUCCUAGACUCUGCAUGAACGUACAGUAAAUGACGGUUCCUGCCCCCAAAAGGCAGGAAUUCUUCAAUGCACAAAGAAACAGCAACUUGUAAGUAUUUUGACCAGAUCUUAACUGACCUUGAAUAGCACCUACCUCCUCAAGCAUUCAGUAUUCAUAAGGAUAUCAAAAUCUUACCUUCUCCUUGCUGCAUCUGAUAUUAUUAAAUGCUACAGCCUUCAUAAUCUAUAGUGGAAAAGUUUUACCCGGUGAGAUUUCAAAGGAAGAGUACAUGUUUUACACCUUGGCAACCAAGUAGCAAAGAUCAAUAACAAAAGGAAAAGACACAAGCAGCAUCCAGCCCUCAAAAGCACCUUUCAAUAAAAAUAAUGUAAUUUAGCAGGAUGAUCACUCUGUGCAAAUACGAUGGAGCACAGAUGAAAAACGAGGAAAAAUAUAGAUACGGCUUUAUGGGAAGAGGAAAGGAGGAAGAGAUUUUUCACUAUUUAUUGGGAUAAUGAACAGAUAAUUCACAAUUAUUAAGCUGUAGUCCUCAGGCCUUAUUCUGACUCUCCUCGGUUGAGAGCUGGGUCUGACUGUGAGUGCAGGUGGGGUGUGUUGGUGUGGGAAGCUCAGGCCCCCAUGGUCGUUCUCGUGCGUUGGUGGAGCUGUGCGGGAUUCACAGCAGCAGAUACCGCUCAGGACCCUGCCUGCAAGAAGAAGAGUGAGGCAGAAGAAGCCACGCACAGCUCAGAGCUUAUUUCAUAACUGUGACGGUGUUUCUCCUUUGGGAGUGUCUCACCUUCAGGAAAGGGGCAGCAGACCCUGGUUCCCAGCCCAUGAUAAGGCGUGUAGCAUCAAGGCACUGCGCUGGGAGAGCCGAGGGGCUCUGGGUGGCUGUGCAUCCCGAGAGCACGAGCUGGUGGAGCCCUGGAAGGUGGGAGGUGGCUGGAAGGCUCCUACACUCAGUUCUGUGAGGGGUGUCCUUCUCUGGGGCACUGCGUUGGCUCUGUUGGCUCUGGACGCGUGGGAAAGGUGCCAUGGGGACCAAGAGGAGGGUGCACUGGGGGCAUGGAAAGGGAGGGAAUGGCAGCAGCAUGCUGGGCAGAGAAAAGGAGGGAGAGGUGGGGAAGGAGGGGGCUUGUUCCUUGCUGGAAAUUUGCGCGUUCCCUUUAUUAAAACAAAACAAUUCCUCCUCCCCUCCAAAAUCCCUCCCUGCCAGCACUCAGCACAGCUCCUCUGCCAGGGGUCAGCACAUGCAGGAUGGGGGAGGGCAGGACGGGGGAGUGGAGGAGGUUGUCAUGUCUAAUGAAUACCCUGAAUGUAUCGAGAUAUAUAUUUUUUUCAUUUCAGAAAAGGUUCCAUUAAGAGGGAGACAGCCCUAACAUGUGCUUUGGCCCCUCAUCAGAUUUAUGAGUAUUUGCUCUGCUCUUUAAUAGGAAACUCUGCAGCAACUGCCACCUUGCCUGCUCUCCCUGAGAUACACAGUGGCUUCUCAGGGAAAUGCACUUCAUUAUUAAUGUGAAUUUGUACGUUUUUAUGACACUGCUUGGGGGAAGGGGCAGGCAGAGAUUUCCUGGUGAUAUAUGCUCAUUUCAAACCAUUUAUUGUCCCAGACAAUCGAAGAACAAUGAUAAACAUUGUUAUAGAAAGUGGAGAGUACCACAGUGACAUUUUUGAAGGGAAAGGAGAGGUGGCUGGAGUGGUUUUCAUGUGGUUGCUCCCCUCUUGUGCCUGCAGCAGCUGCAUCAGAUCAAGCGACAGAGCGGUCAUUGUGGUGGCAUGUUGCCUCCCCUUGCCUGCCCAUUUCUCAGGCCAGCAAUGACCCUUUGCUCAGUGCUUUGCUGCAGCAGAGGAGGUAUAGAGGAAGGGAAGGAGUGUGUCCUUUGGGAAGCCUCUACUGCAGAGAAUCACAAGGCUCAGAGUGAAUGUUCAGAAUCCCCAUGCCCCCUUGCCCCAGUAGUCUCUGAUUUAUUAUUGAGUGACCUGGCAUGGAAACCCUGUGCAUGUAGCAGCAGCUGCAAGGCAUCAAAUCAGAUCAGGAGGAGAAAGGCGAGGGUGUGUGACAUGGUUUACCAGAGCAUUCUCAGUAUCUUCUGCUUUCUCUUUCUGCUGCAAAGCUCAUCUGUAAUCCACACAGUCACCUGGGAGCUCUGGGAGGGGAUGAAAAUGGUGGGCUUGGGCUGCAUUGGAGAACCAAAAUAUUUCAUCCUUUAAGAUCACCCUAAAAAGAGAGAUCAGUAAGGCCAUGGCCUCUCUGUGAUCCAAUUUCUCCUGCCUCUCCCAGCAGUGUUCUGCAGGCCUGGUGAAGGUCAAGGUCAGGUUAUGCUGCCUGUGCCAAAAGCUCCAGAAGCCUUCGUGCUUGAGGGGGCUUUGCCGUUCCCACUGGGAUUUCCUCUCCGCAGCACUACCAGCCAGAGCUUCCUCUGUGCCACUGAGCUCAUAGCCUCCAGCUAUAAGCGAAUGACUGUGUUUGUAUUCUAUUCCCUAGUCCUGAGUAUGCACAAUCCUUUGUAACAGGAGGUGUGCCCAAUAGCUGAGCACUGCUAAAGACUUUCUUUAUGGCAUUUUUCUACUUUCCUCUUCAAACUGAAUAGUAGUAAGGAAGAAAAUCAAAAUAGCCAUAUAGGGUUGGGUCAUAGGCCUGUCUGUGUGCACCACGACUGCAGGACAUAAGUGUGGUACCAUCCCUAAAGGCCCCUCCCAGCCUCCAGAUUUAGAGUUCAGGAACUUCUUUGGCCAGAGGAGAUUGUGUUCUCCUACUUCCAGGGAACAAAUGAGAGGCCUUCUUGGUCACUGUAGAAAGACGGGCACAGCUGUGAGGCCUCUUAGGAUGAGCUCUGGACAUACCCAUCAUCAGGCAGGGAGCAGAGGAUACACAAACCAGCCCAAGGCAGGCAGAAUGGUGCUGAGUCUUCAUGCUUGUUCUUCACAACUGGCAGAGUGCAGGAAAGGAAGAAAUCCCACCCAGUGACAUCAAGCCCUCAGACCUAAAGUUCCCCCUCCUUUUCCCAUUCUAUUUUCCAUGAAGGUUUCCCAUCAUGCGGUAAAUAUGCCAAUCUGACCAUUAGAUUUCUUUCUGAACUCUAUGCAGAAGAGAACUUGUAGUCUUACUGCAGAAUUCAUACUAGCAUCGACUAGUAAUUCAGAUGAGGCAAAACUACUUAUUCUACGUGUUGUACACAGAUAAUGCUACAGUGAUCCCUUCUGGGUCUACUUUCAGCUUUUCUAAACCUGCAACUACUUUUUUUUGUACACGAACAAAAGUGUUUUUCCCCUCUCCUGCUGUAGAACUGUUGAAUCCUAAAUGCAAACUUGUUGUUUUCAUGAGGUCAUUUAAUGAAAACUCCCAAAUGCUCCCUGUUUCUAAAAAUCCCCAAAUUUAUACCAUAAACCACAGAUUACCUGAAAUUAUGUAUCUCAAUAUGUUCAGCCAAUAACCUGGCAUAGCACACAGCUGCCAGCAGAUACCUUCAUCCCACAUCUCCAUCUCUCCACUUUUCUGUCUUGUUCCAAGCCAAGGUUAGAAGCAGCUUUCUGCCCGGUUCACAUCCUCCGCCCUCUGCUGCUCUCCAAGCAGACUUUGGUUGUCACCCUGUAGCUGCAUGCUGCACCACUUCUGCAAACACAGCAGUGGCUGCACAACAUCAGCUGUAUUCUGAGGUCAAGUCAAGCUACUGGCAUUGAUUCCUAUAGGGACUGAGUCCUCGUGGCCACCAGCUUACUUUAUAGGGCCAUUAAGAGGAUUGAUGUUGCCUUUUAAGCACCUAUUGAUCUACAUCUCAAGGGACAUCGCAGAAGAAGCGUUCCACUGGGAUAUGAGUAGGCCAUGUCCUGUUUCUGCCUACUUUCAUGCAAACUGAGCACACCACUCCUACAAGUAAGGGCAAAUCUGAAUGCUUCCUCCGUGCUUCCUCAGCUCAGGGGCAAACAGCUGCAUGUGAUUCAGUCCUCAGCAAAGCUCGCCCCUAAACUGGACAUACAGACAGACAGGCUGUGGGUGGGCUUCCAGUUCAGUAACUCACUUCCCUUCAUAACCUAAGGAGCCAAGGAUUUGUUGGCCAUGUUUUUUUAUGGUGUAAGACCCAGGUUUGUCAUCCAGGGAAUAGGCGAUGGGGGAGGUAAUUCUGUUUAUUUGAUCAGUGUAUUUUUAAAACGAUGUCUAUGCUCCCAGGAAUUAUGUGGCCUUCUUCAAUAAAUCACAAACUCACAAAAAAAAAAAACAAACAACAAAAAAAAACCUCUCAGUAUUUUUCCAAAGAGAUUAGGGUAAAAGUUCCUAUACUCAUUUUUCAUGUCUGUAAAAAAAAUAUCAACAACAGUGAUAAGUAUAGCCAAAAAGAGUGUAAAAGCACACCCUGUCAUUUGUUUUCCAUGUGCCAUAUGUUUUCUGAAUCCUGCACCUCCCACAUACAAAUUGCACGCAGUAAUGUGGGGUGCACACAUUACUCAGGAUUAUUUAGUUAAGCCCUGCCUAUAUGAGGGAAUUAACUUAGAUAAAGUCAAGCCACUGUGCUUUGUUUUGUGUUUUUUUUUUCCUUAUUCUGGAUUCAUAGAGUAGAAAAUUAAAGAUCCCACUGUGCCAGGCUUCAUGUCAUUUGGUUUUAAUUUAAUUCAUCUCUUCAAUUCUCUGUUUCUCCUUCUCUUCGAGUAUCAUCAGUAGGUGGUCCAAGCAUCAACCAGAAGAUUUACUGGCAAGAGUAAAUGUAUGAAUGCUAUGAACACAUUGUUUUUCUGAUAUGAUUUAAUGACCUUUUUGGCAUUCCCAUGGCUGUUGAAAUCUUCCAUAAUAAUUCCCCUUGGCAGACAAAGCUCCUGUUGAUCAGGUGAAAGCUGAUGCAAAUGUCAAAUGUCAAUAAAUUUGUAAUCCAUAAAUGUAAUACUCAGUGCCAGAGUGUGACAGGGUUAAACAGAGUGCAGCAGCGGACACCUAAGAUAUGAGCUAAAUCUUAAUACUGUGAACAGAAAAUAGGAAAGCAGUAUCACCUCCAAAAAGUCCCCGUAGCCAAACUCUUCUCCUCACUCCUUGUUCUCUCUGCAUGUUUUCUGUAUUGCUGAGCUUUGACAAAAGAGGGUUUCAAUUGCUUGCACUUGGCAGAGCGAGGCUGGGGAUGCAGGUUCUGUUCCUUGAUCCAUUUUUGACUCGUUGUGUGAGGCUGGGAGUUAACUUCCCCGUGUUUCUAAAGGAGCUCUUUACCAGCACAGAGGUUUCAGAGCCAUCAGAUUGAUCCUGGAAACGAUUAGUUAUGCAAGAUAUUCCGGUAAAUUAACAAGACCACUUAUGUAAGUUAGGUGUUGCAGGAAUGAGUCGUGACUCAUUUAUAGUUUUAAGAUGCUUGAAAAGGGCGAGCCAUGUUUGAAGCCUGAUUUUAUAUACAAUAAAGACAUAAGAACAAUCACAUAAUUUCCCAAGAGAUUUUCUUGAGGGCCCUCCGCUUUGACCUUUGGCUCUGAAAAGCUCCGGUUUGUUUGACAUUGAAAAAAAGCAAAUGUGUGAAUGCAGUGCCAUGAGCAUUUGCACUUUGAGCAUGCUGGGGCUGAACACAGCUGAACUGGAAAAGACUGCAGCAGCUAAUGUACUUGGAAAAUAUAACAGAGGCAUUUACUUAAUAACUCAACUAAUUCCUUUAGCUCACCUUGUAGAGAUGUAACCUUUGAAUGAGAGAGUCCCUAGUUCAAAAUCCCAUGUCUCCUCUGUCCUUGUGUUAAUUUUUAAAUUAUAUAUCAUUGUUGAGAGGCCCUUGUGUUGAGCAUUACAGGCUAUUUUUCAUGUCUAAACUGGGGAAUUAUAACUGAACAUUAGCUACUGGCUAUAAAUCACAUGGAACAAAGUGGCAUCUGCAUCUACUCAGUAACAAGAGUGGGAGAAAUGCAACUUACUUAAGUUGAGACAGGAAAGAGGACACAAGCGCAGUAGCAGAGAUAAUUGUGACUGGGGAGAACUAAUGGUUCUUUGAGCCGCGUGGGGCUGUGCAGCCCUGUGCUCAGAGCUCUCCACAGCCAGCACUGUAAGUGCACGGUCACAGCAGGAGCUCAGGCAAUUUGAAGGGGAAAUGCGGAGCUGGAAGAUAUUUCACACACCCCUGCAAUGCCACCUAGCACGCUGCCGGUCACGGCAGGCCAGCCUCAGAGUCAGGGAGAGCUUUUUCAGAGCCUGGCAAAUGCACUGUUUUGCUCUCCCCGUCCCCAUCCUCCAUCAGCAAGCAUGAGUGAGCAGUGUCCACAACUCGCUCUCCCUGGGAAAUGUUUUUGUUUCUAAUUGUGGCUAAAGCCCAGGUGAGGAGGAGGCAGCACGGCUGUCAGCACAGCAGGCCGAGGGGCUGUGGGCCUGGGCUGCAUGGCUCUGCCCACUGCUCCGCUCGCAGGCAGGAGCACUGCGGUGCCUGUGCCUUCCUGAGCAGCUCGACAAAGGCACAGUGCUAUCUUAAAAGCCAGCAAGAGAAGCUGGACUGAGCGUGGUCUACUUCUUGCAUUUGUCUCUGCUGUCCUUUCUUGUACGCUGGUGGUGUAUUUUUUCAGUUCCCUGACUGUGAACAAAGCUUCCACGAUCUCUUGUGUCUUCACUGGGGCAAGCAAAAGCUGCCUGUAUAGUUUUGGGGGCCACACACUUUCGUCUGUGCAGUGCCAGCCAGCAGAGCUGCUUCAUAAACUGCUGCACCAAAUGCAGUGGGGGCUCAGGGUGAGCUCUGCCUGCAGUGCAGCUUCUUAAAAGGAGAACAGAGCUCCACACAGAGUUCCCCAAGCAGUUGGGUUUGUUCUGUUUGUGCAGUGCCGAGCACAGUGAGUUGCUGGUCCAGGUUCCAAGUAGCAGUAAUUGCAGUAGGUGUUUUGCUGAUUAGAGGUAAACUUCAGGACGUUCUUAAAAGCUUUGCUUUAGAGGCCUGUGUGCUGUACGUUUAUUAGGCUGUUCAGCAGUAAUUCAGACAGCAGAGAAUUGUUGAGGACCUGGUCUAUCUAAUUGUGUGUCUAAAUCAUAGUUGCACCGAGAUUCAGAGGUACUAACAUUACAGUCUGCACUGAAUGGCUCAGGUUAUAUGGUCAGAUUCCUGCAGAUGGUCAGUUUGUACCAUAAAAUUUAAAAUUACAACUUGCGCCAUAAAGCUACUGCCUCAAAUUUAUUAUAUAUUGCAGCACAACAAGCAAAUUAAUACUAGAUGCAGUAUAUGCCCAGACAUUAAUGUGAGCAGAGGAUGAAAUAUCCUCUUCCCAGCUCAUUGGUACACAUUCCCUUCAGAGCACCAAGGAAGAGGAAGGCACCAGGAGCGCAGCCCUGCAUGGUGCGGUGCCAGCCUUGGGGCAGCAGGAAGGACAUCACACCCCAGCACAAGGGCAUUGCACACACCCCAGCACGAGGCCCUGGGGCUUCCGAACCCGCAGUUCUGCUCCGUGCAUUGUGCCUGCAAGAGCUGAGCGCUCAGCAAAAUCUUUUUAUUAUUCGUCAUAAAGAAUCACAGCUGUGAAAAGCAAACUAGGGAAGGGGAGUGGGAACAGGCAGGCACACUCCCCUGGACCGGUGUAAAUCAGGAGCAGCUCUGCUGUAGGUCUGCUGAAUUACACUGCUGUCACUUCGACAUCAGCCCAGAAUCAGCCCCUUUACCUGCAAGAGAUGAGUGAAAUAUCUUACAACUGUGUGUCCAGGAGCCUGCUAAGCUUCUUGUAGAGUUGCUGUCAGUAUGCCCAGGGCAGAAGCAUAUUUUUUUCUUACUGUUGUACAUAAGGGCUCUGCUGCAGCCGACAACAUGAAAUGUGUUAGUUCGGUUUGUUCAAAAUGGAGUGUGUUUGUUAAGUGUUGCCUCUUUGAUGUUGCGCUGCCAUCUCCAUCUUUGUCAUCAUUGCCCAUCUUUUUCAAUCUAAUGAACUCAAACCAUCAGUGCAACUUAAGUUCGGCUGUCUGUUCUUGCAUAGUUAAUAUUAAAAAUGUACUAACAGUGUGGCUGCGAAAUCAAAUUAUGCACAUAAAUAUGCUGGCAUAGCAGAGGAGGCGGCAGAAGCUGAAGUUAGCAACAUUGAUGCCAGUUCACAUUUGCAAAUCAACCGUCAAUCUGUCAUUAAACAUGUUAUCAAAUGAUGAUAAGUGUAUGCUUCUUGCUUGCAUUGGCGCGCUUAUUCCCGAUGUUGAUGUGCAUUAAUGGGAUAAUGUGCAUUAACAUAGUCUUGCUUGGAUGAACACAAAACAUUUUUUAUCCGUCUUAGUUUGUUUCCCCCUGUGGCCCCCAAGUAAGUGUUUUGUGUUAUCAAAUUGCCAAAAAAUGGGAAAACACAUUACUUUUAAUUAGCAAAAAUUUUGAGUCGUUCUUUUUUUUAAAAUUUUUUAUCCAGACUCUCCUGUGUGUUGUCAGCUGAGGUGGAGGGGACAGAAAAACAUUCCCUUGCCUUCUUUAAGUAAAACGAUUAAUGUCAGAAACUCAGAGGCUGACAAUUAUGCUCUGUCUUAAUGCACUGGCCUUUCAUCUGCAGCCCUUGCUUUUGACACGAGUGAUGGUUUCAGUUCAGCGAUAUGAAAGGCAGGAAAGGAAAUGAUCUCAGGCAUUCCCAGCCCAUUGUGCGCUGCUGUACGCAGACAUGGCAAGCAGUCCUCGUGCUGGCUUCAGUUCGCGGUUUUGCAUACGAGUCGGCGGCGGCUGUACCUAAAGAUUAAACAAAAAGCUGCAGAAGAGCACGGCUGCUCUAGGAGGGAGUGGAAGGAGCUUCCCACCCGCCGCCCGGCUCUGCCACCGCUCCGCGUGAUGCGCUGCUUACAGCACACGCUGACAGUGAGCUUCCUGGAAGUAGAAAAAAAUCCUAACGCAAAGUGACGGAAGACAUAAAACCAUGAAGAGAGUCUGGCGACCAUCCCGCCAUGUACCAGGGCCUUCCUGCCUCCCAGCCCUGCCCGCAGCACCCGCGAGGUGAGAAGAGAGGGGAAGGCUCAUUGUCCUGGGAACCAUUUCAAUAAAUACAAACAUUUGUGGGUAUUUUUUGUUGUUGUUGUUUUAAUUGCUUCUAUUCAGAAUUGAUUUUUUUUCUACCCAGACACAAUUCAGUGCUUUUGGGAAAGUUGAGGUGGAACUCUACCAGAGCAGGAAAGGCAUCUGCUGGUCUUUUGUUCUUAUGGGACUUCAAGGUUUUCAAACUCUUUAAAAAGCAAAUGAAGCAAGGUUCUUCCCACCCCUUGGAGAACAGCUGUUCUUUUAAAUCUUUUUGUAUUUAUGCAACAGGGGCAAAACUGUGAUGAUCUACCCAGGUUUUUAUGGUAAAACAGCAAUAUUAAUGAAAGGCAGUCUGGAUAACGUCUGGUCCCGUUCAAAACACCACGAGUUUUUCCAGGGCUUUUACUAGACAUUACCGGUAGUGUUAUCAAAUCGGGCUCAAGAGUUGCCUUAAAGGAAAGUCAAUCAUUUAAAGGGUUUUAUUUUUAGUUUAUGAGCUGGAAAAUAAAACUCCUUCUAAAACUUUUAUGAUAGGCAUCAUAUUAUUUACAUGUCUCUAAAAUAGCAACUAUUUCUCAUAUAAUAAAAAUGUUUAUAAAUUACUUUUAGUCUCUGUUUAUGACUACAUUUAACAUCCAAACGUGGCUUGAGGUUCGUCCUGAACCUAAAAAAAUCAGUGCUAGUAGAAUAAUGACUUUCUACAUUUGAACAUUCUGGUAAACAGGUCAAACUGUUGAUCAUUUUUCCUUUUUUAUCAAUCUAAUAAUGCUACUAUCUUUAGGCAUCCUAUUCAGGUCUCUGAUUUCUAUUAUCUGGAUGAUUUAAAGGAAAAAUAAUAGAGAAUAAUUAUUGAUUUUUUUUAAUUGUCUUGAUUUUUGAAAAGCCUAUUAUUUCUAAAUUGUGGAUACAUCAGCACAAGUUUUAUACUCAUAAAACUCUAAUAACAGUAAUUGCACUCCUGUUAACUAUAGCUUCAGUGAGCCCUCAUGUUUUCUACUUCUAAACCAAAGAGCUUGUCUUCUCAUACAGAGAGCCUGAAUUUUAAGUUUAUUUUCUGUUACACAUCCGUUACUGACAGAAUUUACCCAGCAACAUCUUUUUUUUUCAGCUGUGUAGCUUUAUGUUGCUUCUACUCCAUGAGCUACCUUGAAAUUAACUUGUCAAACAGUCGUCCCACUGCUUAGGGAAGGUUCCUGAUCAGGUGAGUGGACCAAUUUGUCAGGACAUGGGGAACAGGUGCUGGAAAUCGGAUGGUUUUAAAAAGGCUCACGGUGAGGGCUGUGUCUGUGGGACCCCUGUAAGGAAGCUCAGGCUAGGAUCAUAUAGGUGACUUUUUAUAUAACAAACAGCAUUUGGAAAACUAGAGGGAGAAAGGUGUCUUGCAGUCUCCCCUUCCAUGGUGACUUUGAGCCCUUAAACAGACCUUCCUGGAACCUCUUCAUUGCCAGUGCCCAGUUCGUUCUUUUUUUGGUGUUUGGCAGACAACACGCCAAGGUAGAAAAUGAGUAUAUCAAACUGAGCCCAGAUCCAAAAUCCUGGCUACAUCCUGAUACUUUUCAGGAGAAGACUGGGUCUGGAUUUUAUCUUCACUACUUCAGCCAGUCUCUGCUUUGAACACAUGUAUCAAUCAGCUGCAUUAAUUUACCAGUUGUCAUUAAGCAGUUUGAAACAGUGAGAUGCUGGGUUGUUCCUCAGUAGUCAUUUGUCAAAGGAAAUGUUGAAAGAGGGAAUCAGAAGUAACAGAGUUACGCUAUUCUUCCUCUCGAUUCUCCAGUCUUUAUUCUUCAUACUGCAUCUUCUUCUAUUAUCUUAGGCUAACUUAUCUUAGGCUAACUUUGGAGUGUUUGUCAGUUUUUGAAAAUGGCAAGUAAUUAGUCAAUAUGUUUUCACCAUAUGUAUCAAGCUCAGUAAAGAGGCAACCAUUGGCCUUUGUCAUGGCACAGUAAGCGUUCGUUUUCUCAGCACUUCAAGUUACGCUGAGCGUGUGGCGAACGCCAAAGAAUUUAAUGAGGAAUUUUACAAUGAAACAUUUGACAUAAUGAUUCACUGUUCAGCACAGUUCACAAAUUUGGGACGAGUCCCCUUUUCAGAUUUCAUCGACUUGUGCUGUUCACACUAGAGGUCUUGUAUGAGCUGUAUCUCCUCUGCCUGGUGCCCUGAGCAGAGAGCAAAGAGGCUGUGCAAAGGGUGGAUAAAUUGUUACUGACUCAGUGUGGUCCUGUUUUACAUCUUCUUGGCACAGAUGCUGUGUACAAGAGGGAAGAAUUCUUGAAAUCAUGUUUCCCUUCCAGAUGGCCUUUGUACUUACCCCAAGCUAGUUAAUGCACUCUUUCCAUGGAGAAAUUUUUGCUUUAAGGCUUCCACUGUUGCUGACUGUCAACUUUCUAUAAAAUAAAAUAAUAAAAAAAAAUCAAAAUCUGAUCUUAACACUGCUGAUAAAAAGUGGCAUUUGCCCCGAUUUCACCUUCUUCUGAGCAAAAAUAUGUGCAGUGCUUCUGGAGAGAGAGAGGAUAGGCAGCAGCCUUGCCUGGGCUCUUUUCCCCUCUUGGGAAUGCUCUAUUUCAAUUAUUUGUGGAACAGGUUUCUGCAUUCUCCACUGGCUUUCCUUAGAUUUACAAAUGGGACUUCUGAGCUCAGAUUCAAUUCAGUGAGUUACAGGUGUGUUGUUUAACAUUUCGGGGUACAUACAAUAAAUUGCCACAAAUAAGAAUGAUGGCAUAUUGUUUUACUGCAGUCAUGAUUUAAAUUUAUGUGGCAUUGCUGUUGAAGUCAAUAGGACUUUCUCCUGAGAAUGUUUUGCAGAGUAUGAUAUCAUUAAAAUAUGACAGUUAAUAGUCUUGUUUAUGUUAUUAUAUUUAAUGAAUAAAUAUAUC